UGGGGCCUGAGCUUGAAUGCGGAAGUGGAGACAGGAAGCGCAGCGCAGAGAUAUUGUAGCAUCUUUAGGAGGCUUGUUAUAGUAUAUUUUUUAUUCUAGCUAUCUUUUUAAUUUCAACUAGCACUUUAACACUCAUUACCAAUCACCAUGAUUCUGUUGGAAAUAAACAAUCGGAUCAUAGAGGAGACGCUAUCGCUUAAAUUCGAAAGCGCGGCCAAUGGGAACAAGCCUGAAGCAGUAGAAGUUACAUUUGCUGAUUUUGAUGGCGUGCUGUACCACAUCUCAAACCCCAGCGGCGACAAGACCAAGGUGAUGAUCAGCAUCUCGCUGAAGUUCUACAAAGAGCUGCAGGAGCACGGGGCUGACGAGCUGCUCAAGAGGGUCUAUGGAAACUUCCUGGUGCCAGCAGAAGAUGGCUACAACGUGUCUUUGCUCUUUGACCUGGAUGCGCUGCCAGCCAAUAAGGAGGAGGUGGUCCACCAGGCGGGCAUGCUCAAGAGAAACUGCUUUGCAUCUGUGUUUGAAAAAUACUUCAAGUUCCAGGAGGAGGGUCGCGAGGGCGAGCAGAGAGCCGUCGUCCAUUACAGAGACGACGAGUCCAUGUACGUGGAGGCGAAGAAGGAUCGUGUUACCGUCGUGUUCAGCACGGUCUUCAAGGAUGACGACGAUGUCAUCAUUGGAAAAGUGUUCAUGCAGGAGUUUAAGGAGGGCCGGCGUGCGAGUCACACAGCUCCUCAAGUGCUGUUCAACCACCGAGAGCCUCCUCUGGAGCUGAAGGACACGGACGCUGCAGUGGGAGACAACAUCGGCUACAUCACCUUCGUCCUGUUCCCUCGUCAUACCAACGCCAACGCCAGAGACAACACCAUCAAUCUCAUCCACACCUUCCGUGAUUACCUGCACUAUCACAUCAAGUGCUCCAAGGCUUACAUCCACACCCGCAUGAGAGCCAAGACCUCCGACUUCCUGAAGGUUCUGAACCGUGCUCGCCCCGAUGCCGAAAAGAAAGAGAUGAAGACGAUCUCGGGCAAGACAUUUUCUCGCUAAUGGUGGCACAGUGAUCAAACAUGCUUACAGGACCAACCAGUGCUACCCGAGUGCUAAGUGGACUACAACACCCGAAUUCGGACAGCGCUUGUAGACGCCUAGAUGCUUGCAAAUCCUUCAAGGAACAAAAUAAAUUUCCUUUGAAUUUUCACACAGUUCGAAAAAAAGUCGUAAACCUUUUUAUACAGACCUUGGUAAAUUGGACAUUUGGUACUUUUUCUGCGCCUUCCCGCUGUAAUCUGCCAUGUGUCAUCUGAGAAAUGUUUAUGCAGUAUUGCUCCAUGUCUGUACUAUUGUCUUUGACUUCGUGCCAGAUUACCUGUCUGCUUUUGAACUAAUAAAUAAACCCGUCUUGGAGAAAA
Messenger RNA from Pangasianodon hypophthalmus (striped catfish), 1409 nucleotides. It is a transcript of the gene arpc2, whose product is annotated as actin related protein 2/3 complex, subunit 2. Gene Ontology annotation, molecular function: actin filament binding; structural constituent of cytoskeleton. Bases 148 to 1047 code for a protein of 299 amino acids. Gene Ontology annotation, biological process: actin filament polymerization; Arp2/3 complex-mediated actin nucleation. The transcript has 10 exons. The record is from RefSeq and is a predicted model, not a curated record. Gene Ontology annotation, cellular component: Arp2/3 protein complex; actin cytoskeleton. Lineage: Eukaryota; Metazoa; Chordata; Actinopteri; Siluriformes; Pangasiidae.